Drosophila obscura is the source of this 2344-nucleotide messenger RNA. RefSeq names its product probable ATP-dependent RNA helicase Dbp73D (gene Dbp73D). The transcript has 3 exons. NCBI's taxonomy places the organism in Eukaryota, Metazoa, Arthropoda, Insecta, Diptera, Drosophilidae. Gene Ontology annotation, molecular function: nucleic acid binding; ATP binding. Bases 183 to 2291 code for a protein of 702 amino acids. The record is from RefSeq and is a predicted model, not a curated record. Gene Ontology annotation, cellular component: nucleus.
CACUUUAAAUUUGGCGCCUUUUGAACUGUAAAACCAAAUGAGUGGCAACGCCAGGCCUUAUGGCAUUUCCCUCUGCUACACAAACGGGCACACCAUUUCAGAAGAAGAACAUCAACAAAUGUGGGGUGCAACACGUGCGCCUUCUUUUUCGACGAUUUAUUGAAUAAAAAACAGCUAAAACAAUGGAAUUAUUUACAGUAAAUCGAUACACAGAGGAUCUAAAGAGUCCGAAGGACAAGGAGCAAAAGACAUCAAAUGAAGAUGAAAUUCUGCAAAAACUGCUACUAAAGGCAGCCAAACGAAAGAGGAAACACGAGAAAAGUGAAACCACAAAGCAGCAGGAAGCACCACCAGCGGAGAAACCCACAGUGGAGGACACAAAAGUAGACGAAGAAGAGGAAAAGGCGGCAAAAGAAACCCCAAAAGAGACAGCCGCAGCAGAGGAGGACGCAACUAAUUCACAAGAUUUCCAAAUACUUGGCGGCGAUGACUCUGCCAAGCGCAAGCGAGUGACAGAGGUGCUGCCCCCCUGGCUGGCAUAUCCCACCAUUAUCGAAGGGGGCAACCUCCUGCCAGACGACGACGACGACUUGGAAGCUGGCAAAGACGAGACGUCCAUCGAGAAUCUAAGCUACCUGAAAGAUCACACACGACAGGCGCUCAAGCAGAUGAAGAUCAAGCGGCUGUUUCCCGUGCAGCGUACCGUCAUACCAUGGAUCCUGGAGGCACAGGGCAAGCCGGCGCCCCUACGCCCACGUGACAUUUGUGUGUCGGCACCCACGGGCAGCGGCAAGACCCUGGCCUUUGCCAUACCCAUUGUCCAGCUGCUGAACAAUCGAGUGCGCUGCAAGGUGCGCGCCCUGGUGGUGCUCCCAGUGGCCGAACUGGCGCUGCAGGUCUUCAAGGUGAUUCGUGCGCUGUGCAGCAAAACAGAGCUGGAGGUCUGCCUCCUGUCCAAGCAGCAUCGCCUGGAGGAUGAGCAAGAGAAGCUGGUGGAGGUGUACAAGGGACAGAUGUACAGCAAGGCUGACAUUGUGGUCACAACACCAGGUCGUCUGGUGGAUCAUCUGCAUGCCACCAAGGGCUUUUGCCUGAAGAGCUUGAAAUUUCUGGUCAUUGACGAGGCGGAUCGCAUCAUGGAUGCCUUCUUCCAGAACUGGCUCUACCAUUUGGACAAUCAUGUGCGGGAGACUACAAAUCAGCUGCUGGCUGGCACUCAGCCUCCACUUUGCCUAAAAGAACUGCACGCCACGUAUGGGAAGGUGCCCCAUAAGCUUCUAUUCUCUGCAACGAUGUCGCAGGAUCCCGAGAAGCUGCAGAAUCUGAGACUCUUUCAGCCCAAGCUCUUUACCACGGUGUUUGCCCUGCCCGUGCCAAGGAGUGAGGAGCAGGUGGAUGCUGAUUCAGAGACGACUCAAAACACUGGACACUUUGCGGGCAAAUACACGACUCCGGCGGAGCUAACGGAGCAAUUCUGUGUGACGGAGCUGCGAAUCAAGCCGCUGACACUGUUUGCGCUCGUGGAGAAGUACCAGUGGAAGCGUUUCUUGUGCUUCACCAACAGCACGGACACGGCCAAUAGAUUGGCCUUUGUGAUGCGCCAACUUUUCUCCUCGGGGCCAAUCAAGGUGGCCGAGCUAUCCGGCAAACUGUCGGCUCUGGUGCGCACCAAAACCCUGACGGACUUUGCCAGGGGCCGCAUCAAUGGUCUGAUCUGCUCCGAUGCUUUGGCGCGUGGUAUCGAUGUGGCCGAUGUGGAUGUGGUGCUCUCCUACGAGACGCCGCGUCACAUCAAGACCUACAUCCAUCGUGUGGGUCGUACGGCUCGUGCUGGAAGGAAGGGCACAGCCGUCACAUUGCUCACGGAACAGGAGCAGGCGCAGUUCAAGAAGAUGCUCAACGAAGUGGGCAAAGCCCUGGGCGAGGAGAUCACUGUGUCGGCAGACACUGAGGUCCGUCAUGCGGAUAUCUACAAGAAGGCAAUGGAGCAGCUGCGCAGGCGACAGGAGAAGGAAAAGACCCAGAAGAUUGUCCAGAAGCGACGCGUGGCCCAGCGAACAGUGCUACACAAAAAUCAAGAGGAAGCCGCCGCCAAUCCCAGUCGCCCUCUGACAUUGAUGCAGAAGCUGCAGCUGAAGGCAGGAGGAGUGGGACAGCUGGAGGAUAAACCCCAGCAGAAGGAGAACAAAUCGCAAGCUAAAGCGGCAAAUGGCAAAGGAAAAUCAAAGCCCAAACCCAAGGAGACCAAGAAGCAACGUUUGGCCAAGCAGCGAAAGGCCAUCGAGGAGUAAAGAUUGUUUGCUGAUUUAAUUUAGAAAUGAUUGUGUAUAUAGGUUAAUAUAUA